AAUAUCCCCGUCUCAGCUGCUGUUAUUCAGACAGAUCUGCACUGACAACAGCUUGAAGGAGCAUAAAGUUGAGGUAUUUAUAUCUGGGUGAAAAAAAAAGAGGACCGUUAAUUCCAUUUUCCUUUGCAGAAUGUGGCUCCAAGUGGCUCUUGUGUCGUUCCUCAUUUCGGCCAGCCAAGUUCAGGCUGAAGACCAUGCGUCCCUGCGCCACUCCAACGAUGCUGCUGGACGCUGUCAGUACACCUUUACUGUGUCCAGCCCCCAGGAGACCAGCUGCACCGGGGACAACGGGAGACCUGAGAUGGAGGGAGUCCUGUCCCGGCUCACCCUGCUUGAGGCUCUGGUUAGCCGGCUGAUAGCUGGAGCAGGUACCAGGAGUGAUGCUGAGGUGGGCCUUCCAGAGACUUUCUCCCAGAUAACAGGUGAAAGAAACCAACUGAGAAUGGACAAAGAUCAACUGAGCAGGCAGAUCCAGGAGCUCCACAAGAGGGUGACGGAACUCAGCCACGAGACUGAGAGCCUCAGGCAGAAGCCCUGCCUGCAGACAAACACCUCAGCAGACACUCGCAGAAAACUCAACCACAGACUUGCCAGUGAUCUUGAAAAUGAUUUCAGAAAUGAUGCCUAUCAAGAGAUGAAGGCAGAAGUGUCAGAAGUCCCAGCAUCCCACCUGCUUCCUGAUCGAAAUGGUUCCAGUUGCGGCGAGUUGCUCUCUGUGGAAGAUCCUGUGUUACACAGGAAAGCUGACGGUUUUACAGGGAAGUACGGAGUUUGGCUGCAGGAUCCCGAGCCUCAAGGAACUCAGUAUAGCAACAAGACAGUGUGGCGUAUCGAUACAGUGGGCAAAGAUGUGCGUCAGUUGUUUGUAUACGAAGACAUGAAGCAGUUCACCCACGGCCCCCCCAUGAAAAUCCUACUCCUGCCCGAAGCGGUCGAGAGUACGGGAGCGACGAUAUACCGAGGCUCCCUCUACUACCAGCGUAAACUCAGCCGCACCCUGAUCCGCUACGACCUGGCCUCAGAGAGCCUGGUAUCGCGUCGGGAUCUCCCUCACGCCGGCUUCCACGGCCAGUACCCUUACUUGUGGGGGGGCUACACUGACAUCGACCUGGCGGUAGAUGAGCAAGGUCUGUGGGCCAUCUACAGCACCAGCAAGGCAAAAGGCGCCAUUGUGCUUUCUCAGCUGGACCCCGAGAACCUGGAAGUCAAGAGAAGCUGGGAGACUAAAAUCAGGAAGAACACUGUGGCCAACGCGUUCCUGGUGUGUGCUCGUCUGUACACGGUGGCUAGUUAUACAGCGGUUAACACCACCAUCAACCAUGUGUUCGACACGGCCACCAAGACGGGCCGCGACCUCUCUGUGCCCUUCAAAAAUAAAUAUCGUUACAAUAGCAUGGUGGACUACAACCACGCCCAGCGAAAGCUGUUUGCCUGGGACAACUUCCACAUGGUCAGCUAUGACAUUCGAGUGGGUGGGGCUAGUAAGUGAAGAUGACAGUGGAGAGAGUGGGAUUAUUUUCAAAAACAACGGCAACAACAUAAUC
Molecule: messenger RNA, 1544 nt
Organism: Syngnathus acus (greater pipefish)
Lineage: Eukaryota; Metazoa; Chordata; Actinopteri; Syngnathiformes; Syngnathidae
Product: myocilin-like
Exons: 3
Coding region: 131-1489 (452 amino acids)
Biological process (GO): signal transduction; osteoblast differentiation
Cellular component (GO): Golgi apparatus
Source: RefSeq, a predicted model, not a curated record